UCUGCUGGUCCCGACAGCGCAGCUGGACCGCCGAGCCCGUCACCACCGAGGCAGGGACUUCACAUGUGGGAGUUUGCAGUGGCACUGGGUGACAAAGUAAGAAAGGGUUAUAAAUGAAUGUUCAAACUGAUUGAACUGGUGGAUGAAGAACUGGAGGUUGCAGAGCUGACAGGCUGGAAAACCAUCGAUCUGUCCUGAUCAGAACCAGAACCAGAACCAGGCACCAACAGAGAGCAAAUCAAUCUCUAAAAUGUCACAUUUUAAGCUUUAUCAGAAGCAGUUUGUUAGAAAAUGCAGCACAGACAUUAAAUUAAAAUAUUGUAGAGUUAAAAGUGAGGCCGUCUGUGUGACAGAUGAACCUCGACCCAAACUGAGGAAGGAGGAAACAUUCCUGCACAGCAGAGACAGAAACUGAUAAACAUCUUCCAGUGAACGGCUGCAGCAAGUUAAAACCUGUUUGUAACUCUGCAGGUUUUUAACUGUCGUUGGAAACGUUUGAGACAAACUAUUUGAACAUCUUAAAGCCUCCAGGCUAAAAGAGACAAAGGUUAAAGAAGUUUAUGUUCAGUAGUGAAGGAGGAUCAGGUGAGUUAGUAACACGACUGGGAUGAAGUUAGUUUUGUUCUGUGGCCUGUAAAGAACCGAGACGUAAACGCCUCACUACGUCUGACCCAGUGAUGUUGGUUCUGAAGCUUUAUUGGCCAAUAGAGGAGCUGAAGGCAGAUGGACUCGGUUUCAUCCAUCAGGUUUGCUAAAUGUUUCCCAGGCUGGAUGUAACUCUGGUUCUGAUCCGUUUGGAUCACAUUAUGGCUUGUAACGCCUGAUCAUUUUCAGCAGCGUGUUUUUAUAAAACCAAAUCUCAUUAUUUCUCAGGGUUCUGGUCGGUCCUGAAACUGGUAAACGGACCUGGAGGAUCACAGAGACAGAAAUGAUUGAACUCCAACAAAACUGAAGAAACUGAAGCUCCUGACCUUCAACCUACUCACAGCUCCAUGGCUGAAUGAGGAAACUGAAGGUCCCGCCUUUCCUCAGAACUGGAUCAGAACCGGUUCAGCAGCGUCUGAAUCAGCCAAUCAGCAGUGGAGUUUCUUCCUGCGUGUCUCUGCUGGUUCCAGUAGAAACGAUGAUCUGGUGUCAGAGGUGAUCUGCUGCUGGGAUCCGAUGGACGACUCUCUGUUCUGAGAGGAAGAUGAUCAUGAUGAUGAUGAUGAUCCUCCUGCUCGUUUCCCAGCAUGCUCUGGGUGGAGUGGUGGAGGUGAAUCAGGGGGCGGAGUCUGUCCUGCUGCCCUGCAUUUACUUUGGUUUUACACCUGAUGAGCCGUUACUCAUCUGGACUCGCAGUUAUCUCAGUCCGAACUCCGUUCACCUACGGAGAGAAAACGGAGACGAUCUUAAAAACCAGAACCAGCGUUUCAGAAACCGGACCUCCAUGAAUCCUGACGCUCUGGAUUCUGGAGACUUCAGCCUGACUCUGAGGAAACCUCAGCAGUCUGAUGGAGGAAACUACACCUGCAGCAUCUUUGAUGGAAGAGAAGAACUGAACCUGAAACAGAUUCACCUGAAGGUCAAAGCUGAUCAGCAGGAGGUCGAGGUCACUGAAGGGUCAGAUUCUGUCGUUCUGCCCUGCAGAAUAUUAUCCCAGCUUCCUGAGGACACAUCAGUGGAGUGGACCCGUUCAGAACCUCGUUCCAUGUUCAUUCAUGUGUUUCCUAACACAAGUAAACACUACGCCCAGCAGGACAGAUCUUACAGCUGCCGUACAGAGAUGAAGAAAGAUUUCCUGAGGACCGGAGACGUCAGCCUGACCCUCAUGUAUCCCACACACAGAGACGAUGGACGCUACGUCUGCACCGUCUACAGAGGCCAGGACGUCCUGAGACACACAGUGGUUCUGAAAUAUUUCAAAGUUGAUCAGCAGGAGGUCAAGGUCACUGAAGGGUCAGAUUCUGUCGUUCUGCCCUGCACAACAUCAUCCCAGCUUCCUGAGGACACAUCAGUGGAGUGGACCCGUUCAGAACCAGAAUUUAUGAUGGUUCACUCAAGCAGCAACCAAAGAAACCAGGACAAACUUUACCGCCACCGAACAGAGAUGAAGAAAGAUUUUCUGAGGACCGGAGACGUCAGCCUGACCCUGAGGAAUCCCAGAGACGGAGACGAUGGACGCUACGUCUGCACCGUCUACAGAGGCCAGGACGUCCUGAGACACACGGUCAGAGUGAGGUUACCAUUUCUCUGUUUUUCCACAGAACACUUUCCAUCUUGGGCCAAAGCUCUGCUGGUUCUGUUGGUUCUGUUGGUUCUGGUUCUCAUCGUCUCUGCAGGCGCUUUAUAUCAUUUUAAAGAUCAUUUCCUGCCAGCUCUGCAGGUGAAGGUGGAUUCAGGGGUUAAAUCUGUCCUGCUGCCCUGCAGAACCAACAUUUACCUGCCUGGAGAUGCUAGAGUGGAGUGGAAGAAUGGAGAGAACAAGACGGUCCAUGUGUAUCCAAACGGUUCUGAUGAUCCUGAAGAACAGAACCUGACCAGCAGAACCAGGAUGGGUGACGACCCACUGAAGACUAAAGACCUCAGUCUGACUCUGGACCGCCCCUCAGUGGCAGACAGCGGGAUCUACACCUGCAGAGUCUCCAUCAGGAAACGAGUCAUUCUGGUGAUGAAACGGGUUCAUCUCCAGGUCAAAGAUAUUGUUGGUCAGUAUCAGCCUGACCUUAAAGAGUCUCUGAAGAUGAAGAUCCAAAGUCUCUCUGAAGGCGUCGCUGAACUUGGAAAUAAAACCGAUCUGAACCAGAUCUACACUGAGCUCUACAUCACAGAGGGGUCAACUAGAGAGGUCAACCAGGAAUGAGGUCAGA
Messenger RNA from Poeciliopsis prolifica (blackstripe livebearer), 2849 nucleotides. RefSeq lists its product as uncharacterized. The transcript has 8 exons. Gene Ontology annotation, biological process: positive regulation of T cell proliferation; cellular response to lipopolysaccharide; cell surface receptor signaling pathway. Lineage: Eukaryota; Metazoa; Chordata; Actinopteri; Cyprinodontiformes; Poeciliidae. The record is from RefSeq and is a predicted model, not a curated record. Gene Ontology annotation, cellular component: external side of plasma membrane. The coding region runs from base 1190 to 2842 and encodes 550 amino acids.